AUGUUUAACGCCACAACUGGAGAGUGGAACGAUGUUUCCUGCUUCCAAAAAUUGGGCGGAGUUGUGUGCAAAAGAAAUUGUACAGGAACAUGUGGAAGUACAUCCAUCAAGACUGCUUUACUUACUAGCCCUUCUGACAUAACAGACACAAGUUGUACAUCUGGCAAUUGGACUAGACGAACAGGUGAAGAUGGAAAAACAUAUGGUUAUCAAGUUGUAAUGAAAGAUUGGCUUAAUUUUUAUGAGGCAAAUGCACAAUGUCUUGCGAUCGGAGCUGAAGUCGUAUCAGUCCAUAGCGUAGCUGAAAAUGAAUUUAUUCGACAAUUGGCAGCUCCGUAUAUAAAUGUGUGUCAAACAAACACAUCGGUGUGUGCCCAAAGAGUUUCUACUACUCUUGACACUAUAAUGCGUUCACUCUGGUUAGGCUUGCACCGUUGUGCAUUCUAUCCUUCAUACAAUGCCACUGUCGACUGCGUCAAUUCGGAUGGAACCAAUUGUGAUUAUUUCAACAUCACUGGAGGUCCUUCAGGAACGGAAACUGGAACAGCAUCUGGUCAACAAGAGGCUUGCGCUGCCAUGUACAACGGAACAUCGGGAGAGUGGAAUGAUAUAGCAUGCUUUAAUAAAUUGGGUGGAGUAAUUUGUAAAAAGAACUGUUCGAACGCUUGUGGAGUUGCAUCAACAACUACCACACGAUUGACUACAACAACCACACAGCCAACUACCACAACAACGUUACCUACUACCACAACGACUUUACCAACAACCACAACUACCUUGCCAACUACAACAACAACAUUACCUACUACUACAACCACUUUACCUACGACCACAACGACUUUACCGACUACCACAACCACGUUACCGACUACCACAACCACUUUACCAACUACUACUACAACGUUACCAACUACCACAACAACACAACCUUCCACAACAACUACCACCCAGCCAACUACAACCACAACAGAACCUUCCACUACAACUACCUUCAAUUGUGCUCAACCUCCAGUCACUUCAUUGCUGAGCUACAACCCUUCUGAUCCAAAAAUAUCAACUAAUGGCAAUACAACUGAAGGAGUUUGUGAAUGCCCAGCCGAUCCUAGUAAUAAAAAUGUCUUUUUUAUUCCUGUUACAACGGUUACAACUGGGUCAAGUGCAAGUAGUUCUUCAGUCAUUAUGAAAUGUUCAAAGAUGCAGGACUUUUGUGUUUGCGACGAAGGCGAUGUUUGUUGGAAGUUGAUAAAUGCUUAUUCUCUAAUUGUGAUUAAUUCUUUCUGCGAUCCAACAUGUCAUAUGUAUGCACGAUUAACUAACUCUGCACCGUUUAAUCAAACCUUCGAAAGCGAUUGUGGAAGAAAAAUUACACUGGAUGAUGAAUUGACUCCAAUUCCAAAUACAAAAUUUCAUACAUUCAAACCAAUGGGUAGUACUGUAGAUUAUUACAUUAAAGCAGCGAGUAUUCGAUGUCUUCAAGCAGGCGAUACUUGCACCCCAAUCAAAUGUUCGGGAACUAGAAAGCCAUCUCCUUGUGGGGCGCCUGAUAAAUAA
Molecule: messenger RNA, 1551 nt
Organism: Meloidogyne enterolobii
Lineage: Eukaryota; Metazoa; Nematoda; Chromadorea; Rhabditida; Meloidogynidae
Source: the annotation of a GenBank genome assembly